AUGCAUGGGCCUGCGACCGAUGUCGCCGUCAAAAGCUCAGGAGCCGGUGCCACGUGCGAAUCGCGGCUAUCGGCGCAGUCACCUUCUCUGAAGCGCAAGAGAUCCAUUCAUUCAGACGCAGCCGGCCGUGCGAAAGCGGCGUUACCAUCACCCACCUCAGGGUAUGUGCCACAUCGUGGACUCCAGGAACCCUCUGCAACCCACAGCCCGGCGAACAAUGUGCAGCAGCCAGCGAGAUCCUCCCAUUUCGACGGUCCCAGCCCAGAUGUCACGGAUGUGACUAGGACGAGUCCCGAAGAAAGCCACCAGUAUGGCGCCAACGACUCCACCAUGGGUUUCGCCAAAAUCGUACUCGGUGAGGACGACGAAAGCGAUUCUUCUGCCAUCGGAAACAUUCCUGGCGAUGCUGGACGCUCGACUACAGACACGCAGUUCUUUCCCUGGAUUUCAACACCAUUGCCCUCGCUAAGCAUCCUCCAAGUCGCCGUCGACGCAUACUUCGACAGGGUGAACUGGUACAUUAUGCUGUUCCAUCAACCUUCGUUCACGAUCCGUGCGCAAAACAUUCUGCAACGAGCUGCAUGGAGACGAGAUGAAUUGGUGGAUGUGCUGCUGGUGGCGACGGUCGCAAGCGUGGGGUUGCGGUGCGUGCAGCAUGACAAGACGUGGCAAGGGCACCGCUUGUUGGAGUCCUGCUCGGUUUCAGCGGAAUCACUCAGCUCCGACUUGAUGUCUCAAAUUGGCUCGCGCUUUUACGAAGUGAUGCUGGAGUCGCGAAUCGAAGCAUAUCAGAUCUGCAUGCUUCUGACCACUUACCAUGUGUACUUUGGAUCGUCGAAUUUUGCCUGGAACGUUUCUGGCGUUUCAACACGAACGGCAUAUGCGCUGGCGCUCCAUUGCGACAAAACACGCACCAAUAACGAGAUUGCCCGAGAAGUCAGCAACCGGUGUUGGAAUCACUUGGUGGUAUCGGAUCAAUUUUCGUCAAUGAUAUUUGGACGUCCAGCAGCGCUCGAUCCUGCAUUUGCUCAAUUGAAGAAGCUCAAAGACUUGGAUGAUACCACGCUCCCUGAAAGCACGGCAAAUCUGCCCAUCUUGCAAGGACAUGGGGCUCGCAUCUCAUUUCUGACCUAUCACACCCUGAAGUUUGAGCUGUAUCACAUCAUUCGACAGACUCUACAGAGCUUCAGGGUCAUGCAAUUGCAGAGCCCGGUUUCUGUCCAGGAUCUGACGGCUCUUAUUCAAGUCGUCAACACCACAGAAAUAAUGUUGCAGCAAUGGCACGACCAUCUGCCAGCAGUGUUCAAGCCGUCGCAGUGGCCUGAAGGUAAUCCCUGGAAUGUUCUUGAGCUCGACGAAUGUACACCAGAAGAACAGAGUGUCAGGAAGAAAAUCGGACUACAGGGCUUCAUUCUCCAGCUUCUAUACGAUGCUGCCAGAGUUUGGGCUCAUCGACCUCUGCUGAAACUCCGCGUAGCCCUUUCACCUGAAGCGGAUAUCUCGAAGAUACCCCUCGUCGACGUUCCAGAUUCGCUAGGGACUUCAGUACAGGCUGCGCUGCGGAUGUCGCGCGUCCCCAUACACGAAUUCGGCGGUCACCUUGCUCAAUCUUUUGCCUUGAUGCAUCUUUUCACGGCCGGAAUUAUACUCUGCGUCGCCCCGACUUGCCAGCCGUACAGUCAGAUGGCGGGCGACGCAAAGGCUGGCGUGCUAAGAAUCAUUGCCGCUUGUAGGGCGAUUGAGGACGAGAGCAAGAUUGCCAGACAUACAGAUCAAAUGUUGACAAGGCUUUACAAGAAGACAAUGCAACGAGAGAUGGAUAAUGCUUUACGGAAUGUGGACAAAGGAGCGUCCAGGGAUCGAAGAAGCCUGCCGGUUUCCGUGAAGCGAUCUCCAGACACUGGAGAUGAUCCUCAACCACGCAGGGCACCCGUUCUCGUGUCCGAACAGACUUCGCGUACCCAGGUGAAUAUGGUGAGCCCGACCUCGGCCACCGAAUACGGCGGAACCAUUUCAGCCUUCGAUUCCCAUGUCCGCCGUACUGAUGAACCGCGGGAGGAACCCGUUGUCUCAUAUCUCCAAUUUGAAUCACUUCGGCAUAACGACAGGAUGGACCCUCACGAUAUGGAGCAUCUCGAUGAAGCUUAUGGUGCGUUCGAGCAGAUGUUCAACCUCGACUUUGCCGAAUUUUCCUUCAAUCCGGAGUAA
Cladophialophora carrionii CBS 160.54 is the source of this 2208-nucleotide messenger RNA. RefSeq lists its product as uncharacterized. Gene Ontology annotation, molecular function: DNA-binding transcription factor activity, RNA polymerase II-specific; zinc ion binding; RNA polymerase II cis-regulatory region sequence-specific DNA binding. Gene Ontology annotation, cellular component: nucleus. Lineage: Eukaryota; Fungi; Ascomycota; Eurotiomycetes; Chaetothyriales; Herpotrichiellaceae. Gene Ontology annotation, biological process: DNA-templated transcription; positive regulation of transcription from RNA polymerase II promoter by galactose. Bases 1 to 2208 code for a protein of 735 amino acids. The transcript has 2 exons. The record is from RefSeq and is a predicted model, not a curated record.